Messenger RNA from Colletotrichum higginsianum IMI 349063, 1644 nucleotides. RefSeq names its product Major facilitator superfamily transporter. The transcript has 4 exons. Gene Ontology annotation, biological process: transmembrane transport. Lineage: Eukaryota; Fungi; Ascomycota; Sordariomycetes; Glomerellales; Glomerellaceae. The coding region runs from base 1 to 1644 and encodes 547 amino acids. The record is from RefSeq and is a predicted model, not a curated record. Gene Ontology annotation, molecular function: transmembrane transporter activity.
AUGAAGAAGAUGGCGGAUGAACCCAAAGUGACCUGGGCCUCCCUCCCGCGAAAGGACCAGCUGGUCAUCCUCUUCCUCGUCCGCUUCUGCGAGCCCAUCGUCAAGGUCUCCAUCUCCUCCUAUGUCUACUUCCAGCUGCAGUCGCUGGACCCGUCACUCCCCAGCGCCGCCGUCGUCCAGCAGACCACGCUGCUGCAGGCCGCCUACACCGUCGCGCAGUGUCUCGCGAGCGUGUUUCUCGGGAGCGUCGCGGAUUCGCCCAGGGGCGGGAGGAAGGUUGUUGUUGUUUUGAGUUUGCUGGGGUCUUUUGUCGCGUGCUCUCUGUUCGGCUUCGUCGCCAACUUCAAACAGGCCCUCGUGCUGCGCUUCAUCGAGGGCCUAACCAACGGGACUGUUGCCAUGGUGCGGACUAUGACGGCCGAGGUUGUGCAAGAAAAGAAAUUCCAAGCGAGAGCCUUCGUCCUCCUCAACAUCAGCACCAGCUUCGCCAUCAUCCUCAGCGCCCUCGUCGCCGCCGGCACGGUCGAGCUGACGCCCAAGGCCCACGGCGGCAGCGGGUUGCUGACCCGGUACCCGUAUGCCCUGCCCGCCCUUCUCAACGCCAGCUUCCUGCUGGUGGUGUUGGUGACGGCGGUUUUAUUCCUUGAAGAGGUGUGUAUAUGCCUGCAUACUCCCUCCCUCCACCAUCCCUACCUUACUACCCACCCACCCACACCCACUCCCAUGGCGAUGUUGUUGACCAUGAUUCAGACCUCCAAGCUCGUCCGCCACAGGUACGACCCUGGCAUCGCCCUGUCAAGCUACAUCCUCUCCCGGCUCCAGUGGCUCCGCCGCGGCCGCCGCACCGGCAGAGAAGAAGCACAGUACGCCCCUCUCGACGCAACCGAGGAGAUGGCCUUCCUCGACGAGCCAGAGCCGCCGUCACCCCCGCCGAAACCCAAAUCCGUCGCCAGGCUCCCCACCGCCCGCAUCUUCACCAAGAACAUGGUGCUGGUCCUCCUCGCGGCCUUCAUCUACGAGGCGCACCUCGGGACCGCCAGCGUCGCUUUCCCGAACCUCCUCGUGACGCCCGUCUCCACCAGGGAAGAGGAGGCGCAGCGGGUGCUUCCGUUCUUCUUUGGAGGAGGGGCAGGCUUCACGCCGUUGCCUCUGGCUGUGUACUCGGUCAUGCAUCUUGUCCAUCCCCCUCCAGAUGAUCCUCUACCCACGCCUGUCCCAGAGCCUCGGACCCCUGCAAGUCUGGCGGAUCUUCUACCUCGCCUACCCGCUCCUCUACUACGCGUACCCCUUCGCAGCCCUUGUCCCCUCCAGCAGCCCCCCACCAUCCGGCAAAACCGGAGUCGCAAUCUGGGCCGUGAUAGCGCCGAUGCAGGUGCUCACCGCGCUGCUGACCAGCACCGUGUCCCCGUCCCAGACCGUCCUGAUCAACGCGGCGUGCCCGCACCCGUCUGCACUCGCCAGGACACACAGCAUCGCCUUCUUCUCGUCGAUGGCGACGCGGGCGGGGAGCACGGCGCUGGCGGGCGCGUUGCUGGGCUACGGCACGUCGCACAACCUGACAGGGUUGGUGUUUUGGGGGUGUGCGGCUGUUGCGGCGCUUGGGGCUUGCUUGAAUCCGUUUUUGACCGAGGGGACCGGGCAUGA